AUGGCCUCGGCUGGUAACGCCGCCGAGCCCCAGGACCGCGGCGGCGGCGGCGGCAGCUGCAGCGGGGCCCCGGGCCGGCCGGCCGGCGGCGGGAGGCGCAGACGGACCGGGGGGCUGCGCCGCAGCGCCGCGCUGGACCGGGACUAUCUGCACCGGCCCAGCUACUGCGACGCCGCCUUCGCUCUGGAGCAGAUUUCCAAGGGGAAAGCUACUGGCCGGAAAGCGCCGCUGUGGCUGAGAGCGAAGUUUCAGAGACUCUUAUUUAAACUGGGUUGUUACAUUCAAAAAAACUGCGGCAAGUUCUUGGUUGUGGGCCUCCUCAUAUUUGGGGCCUUCGCUGUGGGAUUAAAGGCAGCUAAUCUCGAGACCAAUGUGGAGGAGCUGUGGGUGGAAGUUGGUGGACGAGUAAGUCGUGAAUUAAAUUAUACUCGCCAGAAGAUUGGAGAAGAAGCUAUGUUUAAUCCUCAACUCAUGAUUCAGACCCCGAAAGAAGAAGGUGCUAACGUCCUGACCACAGAAGCUCUCCGACAACACCUGGACUCAGCACUCCAGGCCAGCCGAGUCCAUGUAUAUAUGUAUAACAGGCAGUGGAAAUUGGAACAUUUGUGUUACAAAUCCGGAGAACUUAUCACAGAAACAGGUUACAUGGAUCAGAUAAUAGAAUAUCUUUACCCUUGUUUAAUUAUUACACCUUUGGACUGCUUCUGGGAAGGGGCAAAGUUACAAUCUGGGACAGCGUACCUACUAGGUAAGCCUCCUUUGCAGUGGACAAACUUUGACCCUUUGGAAUUCCUGGAAGAGUUAAAGAAAAUAAACUAUCAAGUGGACAGCUGGGAGGAAAUGCUGAAUAAGGCUGAAGUUGGUCAUGGUUACAUGGACCGGCCCUGCCUCAACCCGGCUGAUCCAGACUGCCCUGCCACAGCCCCCAACAAAAACGCGACCAAACCUCUUGAUGUGGCCCUUGUUUUGAAUGGUGGAUGUCAUGGAUUAUCCAGAAAGUAUAUGCACUGGCAAGAGGAACUGAUUGUGGGUGGCACGGUCAAGAAUAGUACUGGGAAGCUUGUCAGUGCCCACGCCCUGCAGACCAUGUUUCAGUUAAUGACUCCCAAGCAAAUGUACGAACACUUCAAGGGGUAUGAGUAUGUCUCACACAUCAACUGGAACGAGGACAAGGCAGCCGCCGUCCUGGAGGCUUGGCAGAGGACGUACGUGGAGGUGGUUCAUCAAAGUGUCGCUCCGAACUCCACUCAGAAGGUGCUUUCCUUUACCACGACGACCCUGGACGACAUCCUGAAGUCCUUCUCUGAUGUCAGUGUCAUCCGAGUGGCCAGUGGCUACCUACUGAUGCUUGCCUAUGCCUGUUUAACCAUGCUGCGCUGGGACUGCUCCAAGUCCCAGGGUGCCGUGGGGCUGGCUGGCGUCCUGUUGGUUGCACUGUCCGUGGCUGCAGGAUUGGGCCUGUGCUCAUUGAUCGGGAUUUCCUUUAACGCUGCAACAACUCAGGUUUUGCCGUUUCUUGCUCUUGGCGUUGGUGUGGAUGAUGUUUUCCUUUUGGCACAUGCAUUUAGUGAAACAGGACAGAAUAAAAGAAUCCCUUUUGAGGACAGGACUGGAGAGUGCCUCAAGCGCACGGGAGCCAGUGUGGCCCUCACCUCCAUCAGCAAUGUCACCGCCUUCUUCAUGGCCGCAUUGAUCCCCAUUCCCGCCCUGCGGGCCUUCUCCCUCCAGGCGGCUGUAGUAGUGGUAUUCAAUUUUGCUAUGGUUCUGCUAAUUUUUCCUGCGAUUCUCAGCAUGGAUUUGUAUCGACGUGAGGACAGGAGAUUGGAUAUUUUCUGCUGUUUUACAAGCCCCUGCGUCAGCAGAGUGAUUCAGGUUGAACCUCAGGCCUACACGGAGACUCAUGAUAACACCCGCUACAGCCCCCCGCCCCCCUACAGCAGCCACAGCUUCACCCAUGAAACCCAGAUCACCAUGCAGUCCACAGUGCAGCUCCGCACAGAGUACGACCCCCACACGCAUGUGUACUACACCACUGCUGAGCCACGCUCUGAGAUCUCCGUGCAGCCUGUCACCAUGACCCAGGAUACCCUCAGCUGCCAGAGCCCCGAGAGCACCAGCUCCACAAGGGACCUGCUCUCCCAGUUCUCCGACUCCAGCCUCCACUGCCUUGAGCCCCCCUGCACCAAGUGGACACUUUCAUCUUUUGCUGAGAAACACUAUGCUCCUUUCCUCUUGAAACCAAAAGCCAAGGUCGUGGUGAUCUUCCUUUUCCUGGGCUUGCUGGGGGUCAGCCUUUAUGGGACCACCCGAGUGCGCGAUGGGCUGGACCUUACAGACAUUGUGCCUCGGGAAACCAGAGAAUAUGACUUUAUUGCUGCACAAUUCAAAUACUUUUCUUUCUACAACAUGUAUAUAGUCACCCAGAAAGCAGACUACCCGAAUAUCCAGCACUUACUUUACGACCUUCACAAGAGUUUCAGCAAUGUGAAGUAUGUCAUGUUGGAAGAAAAUAAACAGCUUCCCAAAAUGUGGCUGCACUACUUCAGAGACUGGCUCCAAGGACUUCAGGAUGCAUUUGACAGUGACUGGGAAACUGGGAAAAUCAUGCCAAACAAUUACAAAAAUGGAUCAGAUGAUGGGGUUCUUGCCUACAAACUCCUGGUGCAGACCGGCAGCCGUGAUAAACCCAUCGACAUCAGUCAGUUGACCAAACGGCGCCUGGUGGACGCGGAUGGCAUCAUCAAUCCCAGCGCGUUCUACAUCUACCUGACUGCUUGGGUCAGCAAUGACCCUGUGGCUUACGCCGCCUCCCAGGCCAACAUCCGGCCUCACCGACCUGAGUGGGUGCACGACAAAGCCGACUACAUGCCAGAAACCAGGCUCAGAAUCCCAGCAGCGGAGCCCAUCGAAUACGCUCAGUUCCCUUUCUACCUCAACGGCUUGCGGGACACUUCAGACUUUGUGGAAGCCAUCGAAAAGGUCAGAACCAUCUGCAACAACUACACGAGCCUGGGGCUCUCCAGCUACCCCAACGGCUACCCCUUCCUCUUCUGGGAGCAGUACAUCGGCCUCCGGCACUGGCUCCUGCUGUCCAUCAGCGUGGUGCUGGCCUGCACGUUCCUGGUGUGUGCCGUCUUCCUCCUGAACCCCUGGACGGCCGGGAUCAUUGUGACGGUCCUGGCUUUGAUGACGGUCGAGCUCUUUGGCAUGAUGGGCCUCAUUGGAAUCAAGCUGAGUGCCGUGCCCGUGGUCAUCUUGAUUGCUUCCGUCGGCAUAGGAGUGGAGUUCACCGUUCAUGUUGCUCUGGCCUUCCUAACGGCCAUUGGCGAUAAGAACCGCAGGGCCGCACUCGCCCUGGAGCACAUAUUUGCACCCGUCCUGGACGGCGCCGUUUCCACUCUGCUGGGAGUGCUGAUGCUCGCAGGGUCUGAGUUUGAUUUCAUUGUCAGGUAUUUCUUUGCUGUCCUGGCAAUCCUGACAAUCCUGGGUGUUCUCAACGGGCUGGUUUUGCUCCCAGUCCUUCUCUCCUUCUUCGGCCCGUACCCCGAGGUAUCUCCAGCCAACGGGCUGAACCGACUGCCCACCCCUUCCCCCGAGCCACCCCCCAGUGUGGUCCGCUUUGCCGUGCCCCCCGGUCAUGCAAACAAUGGGUCUGAUUCCUCUGACUCGGAGUAUAGUUCUCAGACAACGGUGUCAGGCAUCAGCGAAGAGCUUCGGCACUACGAGGCCCAGCAGGGCACUGGGGGCCCUGCCCACCAAGUGAUCGUGGAAGCCACAGAAAACCCUGUCUUUGCGCGCUCCACUGUGGUCCAUCCCGAAGCAAGACAUCACCCACCCUCAAACCCUCGACAGCAGCCCCCCCUGGACUCAGAGUUCCUGCCUCCUGGACGACCAGGCCAGCAGCUCCGGAGGGAACCCCCCAGGGAAGGCUUGCGGCCACCCCCCUACAGACCGCGCAGAGACGCUUUCGAAAUUUCUACUGACAGGCAUUCCAGCCCUAGCAAUAGGGACCGCGCGGGCCCCCGGGGAGCCCGUUCUAACAACCCUCGGCACCCCGCGUUCACUGCCAUGGGCAGCUCGGCGCCCAGCUACUGCCAGCCCAUCACCACUGUGACGGCCUCGGCGUCCGUGACUGUUGCCGUACACCCCCCACCCGCCCCCGGGCCCGGCUCGGCGCGGAGCCCCCGAGGGGGACUGUGCCCGGGCUACGGGGACUACCCCGAGACUGACCACGGGCUGUUUGAGGACCCCCACGUGCCUUUUAACGUCCGGCGCGAGAGGAGGGACUCCAAGGUGGAAGUCAUAGAGCUGCAGGACGUGGAAUGUGAGGAGAGGCCCCGGGGCAGCAGCUCCAACUGAGGGUGAGUAAAAUCUGAAGCAAAGAGGCCAAAGAUUGGAAGCCCCCCCCCCC
Messenger RNA from Callorhinus ursinus (northern fur seal), 4411 nucleotides. RefSeq names its product patched 1 (gene PTCH1). Gene Ontology annotation, cellular component: plasma membrane. Gene Ontology annotation, biological process: negative regulation of smoothened signaling pathway. The record is from RefSeq and is a predicted model, not a curated record. Lineage: Eukaryota; Metazoa; Chordata; Mammalia; Carnivora; Otariidae. Gene Ontology annotation, molecular function: hedgehog family protein binding; smoothened binding; hedgehog receptor activity.